Meleagris gallopavo (turkey) is the source of this 2372-nucleotide messenger RNA. The record is from RefSeq and is a predicted model, not a curated record. Lineage: Eukaryota; Metazoa; Chordata; Aves; Galliformes; Phasianidae.
ACAUCGUGGGGUGGCUCAGGGGCCAGCAGGAGCCGCUUCACAGCGUCCUUCGGCCGUCCGGCAUCCCUGCAGACACCGAACUCCAGUAACCAUGUCGAAGCACCACGAUGCGGGGACCGCUUUCAUCCAGACCCAGCAGCUGCACGCUGCCAUGGCAGACACCUUUCUGGAGCACAUGUGCCGCCUGGACAUUGACUCUGAGCCGACCAUUGCCAGAAACACCGGCAUCAUCUGCACCAUCGGCCCAGCCUCCCGUGCUGUGGACAAGCUGAAGGAAAUGAUUAAAUCUGGAAUGAAUGUUGCCCGCCUCAACUUCUCGCAUGGCACCCACGAGUAUCAUGAGGGCACAAUUAAGAACGUGCGAGAGGCUACAGAGAGCUUUGCUUCUGACCCAAUCACCUACAGACCUGUGGCUAUUGCACUGGACACCAAGGGACCUGAAAUCCGAACUGGACUUAUCAAGGGAAGUGGCACAGCAGAGGUGGAGCUCAAGAAGGGCGCAGCUCUCAAAGUGACCCUGGACAAUGCCUUCAUGGAGAACUGCGAUGAGCAUGUCCUGUGGGUGGACUACAAGAAUCUCAUCAAAGUUAUAGAUGUGGGCAGCAAAAUCUAUGUGGAUGAUGGUCUCAUUUCCCUGCUGGUUAAGGAGAAAGGCAAGGACUUUGUCAUGACCGAGGUUGAGAAUGGUGGCAUGCUUGGUAGCAAGAAGGGGGUGAACCUCCCUGGUGCUGCAGUUGACCUGCCUGCGGUCUCAGAGAAGGACAUUCAGGACCUGAAAUUUGGUGUGGAGCAGAAUGUGGACAUGGUGUUUGCUUCCUUCAUCCGCAAAGCUGCUGAUGUCCAUGCUGUCAGGAAGGUGCUAGGAGAAAAGGGAAAGCACAUCAAGAUCAUCAGCAAGAUUGAGAAUCACGAGGGUGUGCGCAGGUUUGAUGAGAUCAUGGAGGCCAGCGAUGGCAUUAUGGUGGCCCGUGGUGACCUGGGUAUUGAGAUCCCUGCUGAAAAAGUCUUCCUUGCACAGAAGAUGAUGAUUGGGCGCUGCAACAGGGCUGGCAAACCCAUCAUUUGUGCCACUCAGAUGUUGGAAAGCAUGAUCAAGAAACCUCGCCCCACCCGUGCUGAGGGCAGUGAUGUUGCCAAUGCAGUUCUGGAUGGAGCGGACUGCAUCAUGCUGUCUGGGGAGACCGCCAAGGGAGACUAUCCGCUGGAGGCUGUGCGCAUGCAGCACGCUAUCGCCCGUGAGGCGGAGGCCGCCAUCUUUCACAGGCAGCUGUUUGAGGAGCUGCGUCGCCUGACCCCCCUGAACUGCGAUCCCACUGAGGCCGCUGCUGUUGGCGCUGUGGAAGCGUCCUUCAAGUGCUGCAGCGGGGCCAUUAUUGUCCUCACCAAGUCUGGAAGGUCUGCACACUUGGUGUCCCGGUACCGCCCGCGGGCUCCUAUCAUCGCUGUCACCCGCAAUGACCAAACAGCACGCCAGGCACACCUGUACCGUGGCGUCUUCCCUGUGCUGUGCAAGCAACCAGCCCAUGAUGCCUGGGCGGAGGAUGUGGAUCUCCGUGUGAACCUGGGCAUGAAUGUCGGCAAAGCCCGUGGAUUCUUCAAGACCGGGGACCUGGUGAUCGUGCUGACAGGCUGGCGCCCUGGCUCUGGCUACACCAACACCAUGCGGGUGGUGCCCGUGCCAUGAGCUGCUGGCACCUCCCCUCUUCCACCCCCGCGCCCCUUCCCCAUGCAUUAGGCCUGCAGUCGCUUGCAAUGUUCUCCUCGUCCCUAGCGUGGAUUUAGGUUGCUCAACACCACCGAGUGCAGCAGCGGGGGAAGAGACCUUAAAUCACUCAGAAUACUUGAAGUGUGUAGUUGUUUCUAGACCUCUCCCUGUAGUUAGCCAUGUCAGAGCAGGGCCCUGUGCUCCCUAUCUCCCCUAGCUUAGCACUGUCCUCAGGGUGUGGCCGUGCCUCUCCUUGCCCCGGCUGUGGGGUGAUGGGGAAGGAGUAGGCACUCGUGGUAAACGGUUCUGCUGCUGCAAGCUGCAGCUCCCCCAGGUUGGUGCCCUCUGUCCCUGAGGGGUUAUGGGUUGUCCCCUCUGGGCUUACACUCCAAAGGUGUUUUACACGGUUCCUACGAGAAACCCAAACCAGAGUGCUGCUCGUUGUGCCCCUGGGUGCAGGCGGAGUCCUGCGGGUUGUUGGGGUGCAGGAUGGGUGGGGGACGCAUGCUUCAUCUCCAUGCAGCCACCUGCCCUUGUAUGGUGUCUGUCAGUGUUGUCGCCUUUCCUGAGAGCGUUCCUUCUGUCUGGGUGCCCCGUUUGCUCCCGUGGGUGUAUGGGGUUGUGGAGCACCACUGUGCACGUUAAUAAAGAGCGUGAGCACCCCUGC